AUGGUUUGGUCUAAAGUAAUCACACGCCGUUGUUUAUUGGAGUCACCAUUGGGUGUUCUUUUCUUCCGUGAAUCUUCUUCCACUUGGAAGGGCUUCCGGGAGGGGUUCUUUCUGGACCUCCUUUGCUCCCUCUUUCACGAACCGACGGCCGAUCGGUUCUUUCUGGUCAGGCGGGAGGAGUUGAAAGCUACAGCAGAUCGGCGCAAGCCAACACAGGAACGAUCUGCCAUCAUCGGGCACAAGAGCACCACAGGUGGAGUGGGAGACAUUGCUGCACGAUUGGCAGAAAUGUUUCCUGCCCUUCCAGCUGAUACCGUCCAGGGCGCCGUCUCCCAGCUCUUCCGCAGCAAUGCCGAGUGUUCGCGGCAGCAAUUGGCAGACAUGUCAUUAGCUGCGCUGCUGGAAAUGUCGAGCACCGGACCCCAGGCCGUGACCAGCUUUGAGCCAGUGUGCACAUCGGAUUGUGUGGAAAACGAAGCGGAGGCCAACCGACAGGUGGUCAUAGAGGAAGCACAUGAGGAGGCUGAUGACAUUUUGGAUGGCUUGCUGGCAGAUCUCUUCGGCCUCCCUGACGAUGAGAUGAAAGUCUGUGUCAAGACCUUGUGUGGCAUUCUGUCACGUGUUGUUGAGCAACCGUCUGAGUCCCUUGGCCCAUUGAGAUCAGUCGUUGUGCUCAAUGUUCUUCACACACUUGCCAAACUUGCCCUUAUUCCCCCAUGGAUGACUAAUUAA
Durusdinium trenchii is the source of this 732-nucleotide messenger RNA. The record is from the annotation of a GenBank genome assembly. NCBI's taxonomy places the organism in Eukaryota, Dinophyceae, Suessiales, Symbiodiniaceae.